AUGCGAAGCAGUACUUCCACUCGACCUUCACACCUCCCAUCAAAUUAUUCCACUCUGGUCACUUUACAUCCCACCGUCACUCCCAGACCAGAAGGAUCAGGUAGAAGAUGGCAUCUGUAUUGUCCGAUGAGCAUCACUCAUAGCUCUCAGUCUCUUGUUCAGGCCGCUGCGGGUUCAAUAGGUUUAUCAAAAUGUACAGACGGUUGUAUAAGAGAGCUGAGAGAUACGAUUGAGAUGUUUUUGGAUAUUUCGAAUCAGUCCUAUGCCACAAUACAAAGAACGUCUGAUCAGGAUAGAGUGCAGAUGAAAUAUGAAAAGAAAACAUUCCUAGAUGCGAUCAUCUGGUCGACAAAUCAAUCAAGCACGAAUGCGAAUGAUAUAUCAGUGGAAGUCGAACAUACCCAGAUGAGUUUGAAUCGAGCUAAUAGAAUCAAAAAAUGGGCAAAGACUAAAGUGGUCAAAGGUAUUGAUGUGAGUGAUCUGAUGAAAGAUGAUUUCAAGAGGGUAUAUUAUGGAUGUAAUUGUCAAUAUCCUUGUGAACGCGAUAACGAUAGAUGA
Molecule: messenger RNA, 558 nt
Organism: Kwoniella mangroviensis CBS 8507
Lineage: Eukaryota; Fungi; Basidiomycota; Tremellomycetes; Tremellales; Cryptococcaceae
Exons: 1
Coding region: 1-558 (185 amino acids)
Source: RefSeq, a predicted model, not a curated record